Peronospora matthiolae is the source of this 240-nucleotide messenger RNA. Lineage: Eukaryota; Oomycota; Peronosporomycetes; Peronosporales; Peronosporaceae. The record is from the annotation of a GenBank genome assembly.
AUGUUGAUCUGGGACGAUAGGAGCAUACCACCCGCGAUCCGGCGAUCUAGAUGGCAUGGAGACGAGAUGGAGACGAGGGUCUGGUCGGCUGUCGAUCUGGCGAUCCCGUGGGGAUUGUGGGCGAUCCGGUUGGGCCUAGAUGGCGCGGAGACCCAGGCCGAUCGGGGACCGCUGGGGUGUGUCCUCCGAGAUCGGGCGAUCCGGGCGACAGGUCGCGAUCCGGAGACAGAAACAUGGUGA